Molecule: messenger RNA, 1435 nt
Organism: Triticum aestivum (bread wheat)
Lineage: Eukaryota; Viridiplantae; Streptophyta; Magnoliopsida; Poales; Poaceae
Product: 60 kDa jasmonate-induced protein
Exons: 3
Coding region: 373-1230 (285 amino acids)
Source: RefSeq, a predicted model, not a curated record
CGGUGAUGCGAAGGCAGUGUGACAUAACUAAAGGUUCAAUUUGUAAUUGUCUCUUCUAUCGAUCUCCCAAUUUCUCCGCUCCUCCUCCCCCGAACAGUAGGCCGGCGGCGGCGGCGGCGGCCACGCCGUAGACUCCGCCUUCUUCCCAGCCAUCUGGUGGCUCUUUCUCCGCAGACGUCGAGCGCUUCCAAUCGCCGCUGUUCCCCUUGGCCGUCGUCCUCCGCUGCAUCGGCCGCCGUCGGGUACCCCAUCCCCGACUGUCGUCCCCACCCCGCAGACAGAAGACAGGGGAAUUUGGGAUUUCAGCCACGAGCCUCCCCAAAAGCAAGUUCCAACCCAGAAAAGGAGGGCCUUGUUGCUACGGAAGUCCCCAUGGCAGCUGCAACUGGCUAUGAUGGCCCGAAUGAUGAGCAGUUGCAUGCGUAUGCCGACCUAAGUUAUGCUCACCAACCAUUCUACGGGAGCAAUCUGGUGGAGGUUUUUGCCGUGCGUGUCCCUGAUGCAGCCGCCUCCUCCCGAGGAAACAGGCUGCCGCCUUGUGGCAUAGUCGAUGUUGGUGGCGCCUAUUGCUCUGUGUCUCUGGUCUUCAGCAGGAUCCACCAUGACGACUCCAUCACUCCACAACCUUGCGAUUGGCAGGGCAACCUUGUGCUAACUGGUCCAGGAAGAGCCAUCUCAGCAGAUGGACCUAUCGGGUUCAGCAUUUAUCUCCAUGACAAUAGCCAAGAUAUCUCUGUUGAAGAAAUCUGGAACAAGAGCGUGCAUUUACACCUGGAGACCCCAACAUUGGACAGGCCCCUAUUAGAAACUGCCAAUACUCCUUAUGGUCCUGUGGAGGUGAUCUAUGCCAUCCUGAGCCAGGGAGUUGAAUGCAAAGUUGCUGUGAGGCUUACUCAUUGCGAUGUAAAAGAUCCUAUCAGCCUUUUUGGGAGAAUUGUCGCUCGCAGCGAGCUGUUUGAUAUCGGCUGCGUGCUUUUCUACAACGAAGACGUGAAGGGCAUAUGUGCACGAUCAGGAGAGCUGACUCCCUUAGCUAGACAUCAGCUUGCGGUGCCAUUGUACAAGGUACUGGUAAUUGAAAUAGAUCUGCACUCUGAUUGUGGUGACGAGAUUAUGAGAGGCACACUAGAGUUUCAUCCCUUGCCCGAAGGCGAUCAAACAGGGCGUCUUAUCAGCAAGAGUGGUACUCAAAUUGAAGUGAAGAUCUUCAUUACAGAAUACUUUAGGUAGUGUAUUCCUUGCUCAGCUGGGUCACUUUAACAACAUAUAUAUGAUCAAGACUCUGGAUGCCUGUGUGCCCAGUCCCUUGUGUUGUACUACUACACAAGCUUCUUCUAUUCCCAUAUUACUUCCAUUAUCAGGCCAAAGGUAAAAAUGUUUGCACAGUGACAGUAUCCUGUCGCUGAAUGAUAAUAUAUAAUCUGAUGAAAUUCGA